AUGGCAGGUGGUAGCGAAAGUGAGAAGAACAAAGUUUUUGGUAUCCUUGAACAACAGGGACACAAACUGUCCGGCGAGGCUAAGCACGUCGGUAAUGUUUUGAAGCAGGCUGUCUCUCCUGACGGCCAUCAUGGCUCUAGUAACAAAGAUAAGGAACACCACCAUGACGAGUCGUACAAACCACUAGUUGGUGCUGGCGAGAAGUGGAAGCAGAAAUCGGAGCAUCACAAGGAUUAA
Huiozyma naganishii CBS 8797 is the source of this 237-nucleotide messenger RNA. RefSeq lists its product as uncharacterized. The transcript has a single exon. Gene Ontology annotation, biological process: negative regulation of endopeptidase activity. Bases 1 to 237 code for a protein of 78 amino acids. Gene Ontology annotation, molecular function: endopeptidase inhibitor activity. NCBI's taxonomy places the organism in Eukaryota, Fungi, Ascomycota, Saccharomycetes, Saccharomycetales, Saccharomycetaceae. The record is from RefSeq and is a predicted model, not a curated record.